UCGCCUGCCGUGCUUCUGCGCGAUCCCGAGCUGAUUAGAGACGUCUUGGUAAAGAAUUUUGAACAUUUCCCGGAUCAUCGCAGCUUCCUUGACGAAAGCGUAGAGCCGUUGUUUACCAAGAACAUCUUCUCCUUGCGUGGAGAUCGUUGGAGGGAAAUGAGGAAUACAUUAAGCCCCUCGUUCACAGCCAGCAAAAUGAAGUUUAUGUUCGAUUUGCUAUCGAAAUGUUCUCAUGAUUUCGUCAACUAUUUGGUCGAUCAUCCGGAACUCUGUCAUGAAAUCGAAUCGAAGGGAACUUUCAGACGAUACACCACCGACGUAAUUGCCACGGCAGCCUUUGGCAUAAGUGUUAAUUCUAUGAGAGAUCGAGACAACGAGUUCUAUGUAAAAGGAAUGGAGACUAACAAAUUUUUUGUUAGUCGGCCAGCGAUGGCUAAGUACAUAUUUUUGCGCAUGUUUCCAUGGCUUGCUAAAUCAAUUGGUCUGACCUUCUUCCCGUCGGCUACGUACAAAUUUUAUAAGAAAAUUGUAGAGGAGACCAUUAGGGCGCGACAAGAACAAGAUAUUGUCAGACCGGAUAUGAUUCAUUUGUUAAUGCAGUCUCGGGAUAAAAAGAGUGACAAUGGAGACGAAAUUACAUUAGACGUUAUCGUUUCGCAAGCUUUUUUCUUUUUCUUUGCGGGUUUCGACACCGCUUCGGUUCUGAUGUGCUUUAUUGCUCAUGAACUGGCAGUUAAUCCAAAUAUUCAGAAUCGUCUGCGCGAGGAAGUACAG
Molecule: messenger RNA, 774 nt
Organism: Wasmannia auropunctata (little fire ant)
Lineage: Eukaryota; Metazoa; Arthropoda; Insecta; Hymenoptera; Formicidae
Product: cytochrome P450 9e2-like
Exons: 1
Molecular function (GO): heme binding; oxidoreductase activity, acting on paired donors, with incorporation or reduction of molecular oxygen; monooxygenase activity
Source: RefSeq, a predicted model, not a curated record